Messenger RNA from Cornus florida, 2656 nucleotides. RefSeq lists its product as uncharacterized. The transcript is spliced from 10 exons. NCBI's taxonomy places the organism in Eukaryota, Viridiplantae, Streptophyta, Magnoliopsida, Cornales, Cornaceae. The record is from RefSeq and is a predicted model, not a curated record. The coding region runs from base 411 to 2486 and encodes 691 amino acids.
GACGACGAAAUUGGCCCCUUUUCAGUGCGUCACACUUCGCGCAUCAUAGCUCUUCUUAUCCAACACACAAUUAUCAUCUCUUUCUUCUUCAUUUAUUUUUUUAUGUAAUUCGAAUACUCCAACACGGUAGAAUCGGAUAUGCUGUCCUUUUAGAUGAAGCUGUUAGAAGAAGUCAUACCUAUUUUGGCCUUUCGCUUUCGUACAGGGUUUCCGAUUUCGAGAAAUGGCGAAACGGGUUUUGCAGAUAAGGGUUCAUUGCAUAUGAUCUCAAGAUUGGGUUUUCAAUGCGUUAUUCAGUGAAUUUUCGCGCGCCAACGUAGGGGUUUUGGGCCUUGAGUGAUCGUACAUUUCAGGCAAUGAAAGGGUGUCUGGCUUUCAGUUUCAUUUUUUAAGGAGGGGGAAAGUUGGAGAUGGCUAUGGUGAGCAGAACCAGAAAUAUGCUUGAGGGUUUGAUGAGAGAAGGAUCAUUCAAAUGGUUGAUUAAAGGUCGGAGUUCGUUUGAAGAAGAGGUUGAGGAGAUUGGAAGGUCUCCGUCGGCUGGAAGGAACUGGAUACCAGAGCUCUCUCCUGUGGCAAAUAUAGUGGUUCGUAGAUGCUCAAAAAUCCUAGGCAUUUCUACUUGUGAACUUCGAGAAAAAUUUGACGCAGAGGCUUCUGAUUCUCUAAAGCAUCCAUCUUCGUUUGCACGGAACUUUUUGGAGUACUGUUGUUUCAGAGCUCUUGAUCUGUCUACACAAGUAAAAGGCUAUUUGGAUGAUAAAAAAUUUCGACGUUUAACAUUUGAUAUGAUGCUUGCUUGGGAGUUUCCAGCUGCUGCCAGCCAACCGUUUGUUAAUAUGGAUGAGGAUGUCAGUGUUGGUGUUGAGGCCUUCUCUCGAAUUGCGCCAGCUGUUCCCAUAAUUGCCAAUGUUAUUAUCAGUGAUAAUCUUUUUGAGGUUCUUGCAGCAUCAACUGGUGGUCGGCUUCAGUUCUCUAUUUAUGAAAAAUACCUUAGUGGAUUGGAAAGGGCAAUAAGAAAACUGCAGACACAAUCGGAGUCAUCUCUCCUUUCGGCUUUACGAUCGGAAAGAGGGGAAAAGGUUUUGGAAGUGGAUGGGACAGUCACCACCCAGCCGGUUCUUCAACAUGUGGGAAUUUCUACAUGGCCUGGUCGAUUGAUUCUGACAGAUCAUGCGCUCUACUUUGAAGCUCUUCGUGUUGUGUCAUAUGAUACGGCCAAAAGAUAUGAUUUAUCUGAUGAUCUAAAACAGGUUAUUAAACCAGAGUUGACAGGACCAUGGGGAACUAGACUUUUUGACAAGGCAGUCUUUUAUAAAUCAAUAUCCUUAUCAGAACCGGUUGUAAUGGAGUUUCCCGAGCUUAAAGGACAUACUCGUCGUGACUAUUGGCUAGCCAUCAUUCGAGAAAUAUUAUACGUCCAUAGAUUUAUCCACAAGUUCCAGAUUUCAGGAGUUGAACAGGAUGAAGUACUUUUAAAGGCUAUACUUGGAAUUCUGCGAGUACAGUCCCUUAAAGAAAUAAGUUCUACAAUACCACUUUGCUGCGAGGUUCUUCUCAUGUUCAAUCUUUGUAAUCAACUUCCAGGUGGAGACCUAAUAUUAGAAACACUUGCGAACAUGUCAACCUCAAGGGACCAAACUAACAAUUCUUCUGCUGGAAACGGAAUGUAUUCUAUAUCGGCUUUGGCUAUGGCUUCUAACUUUGGAUUUGUGUUUGGAACAACUUCAAAUGUUCCUAAUGAAGCUAGCCUUGUUGUGGGGGAGAUCACUGUGGGAGGGAUGACUCCUUUAGAAAGGGCAGUUAAAGAAUCUAGAAGCAACUAUAAAAAAGUGGUGCUUGCACAAGAAACAGUUGAUGGAGUUAAAGUAGAGGGCAUUGACACCAAUUUGGCAGUGAUGAAGGAGUUACUUUCUCCUGCUUCAGAAAUUGGGAAGUGGCUUCUUUCUCUAGCAUACUGGGAAGACCCUCUGAAGUCGUUGGCAUUCUGUUUGGUUUUCACUUAUAUCAUUUGCAGGGGAUGGCUGAGCUAUGCCUUUGCAUUGAUGCUCAUCUUUAUGGCUGUCUUCAUGGUACUUACACGGUGCUUUUGUCAAGGAAGGCCAGUUGAUGGACUCAAGGUAAUAGCACCUCCGCCAAUGAACACCAUGGAGCAGCUUUUGGCUGUUCAGAAUGUAAUUUCUCAAGCUGAAGAGGUCAUCCAGGACGGAAACAUUGUUCUUCUCAAAUUGCGUGCCUUGCUCAUUUCAAUUUUCCCUCAGGCAAGUGAGAAAUCUGCAGUUGCUCUUUUGGUAAUGGCGUUGGUUCUGGCCUUUGUACCAAUCAAAUACACAGUUUUACUGGCCUUUUUGGAGGCAUUUACCAGGUACUCGCCUCCUAGAAGAGCCAGCACGGAAAGAUGGACAAGGAGAUUGAGAGAGUGGUGGUUCAGCAUACCAGCUGCUCCUGUUGUUCUUGAAAGAGCAAAUGAAGACAGAAAGAAGAAGUGAUGUAAUUAUUUGUAAAUGUACAUGCACAUAUAUUUUUUAAUAUCUUUUGAUGCUCUUCAUACCUUGGAGGCUUAGAGACAUUUCUAGGAGUGUAAAUCUGUACGAUGAAAAGGAAACAGAAUAAUGAGAGUUAUUUUUUAGUGUAUAAUUAUGCCUCGAAUUCUCAGGAA